Aspergillus udagawae is the source of this 1104-nucleotide messenger RNA. RefSeq lists its product as uncharacterized. Bases 1 to 1104 code for a protein of 367 amino acids. The transcript has a single exon. The record is from RefSeq and is a predicted model, not a curated record. Lineage: Eukaryota; Fungi; Ascomycota; Eurotiomycetes; Eurotiales; Aspergillaceae.
AUGUCCCAAUACGCAACCUCAAAUAUUUUCGUCAUCGGCGGCACGGGCGCUCAGGGCAUCCCGGUCAUCCGAGGUCUUGUCUCUGACGAGAAAUAUCACUGCAAGAUCCUUACUCGCGACCUUGGUUCCUCUCGCGUUAAAGAACUGAGUACUCUGCCCAAUGUAUCCUUCAUGGAGGGCACUUUCGCCGACGAGUCAACUCUUCGCGCAGGCUUCCAAAGUUGCGAUGGGGCGUUUGUUAAUCUAGACGGGUUCAAUACCGGAGAGAAAGGAGAAACAUAUUGGGCCAUUCGCUGUUAUGAACUGGCACUGGAGUGCGGUAUCAAAUUCUUCGUCUACGGAAACCUCGACUACGUCUACAAAAAGUCGGGCUAUGAUCCAAGGUUCCGCACUGGCCACUACGAUGGUAAGGGCCGGAUGGGCGAGUGGAUUCUACAACAGACGAAGGAUAACGGGCACAGGAUGGGCGCGGCCCUGUUCACCACAGGCCCAUACAUGGAAAUGACCAUUGCAACGGGCACCCCCAUGACCCCGACAGUUGAGGAUGGAAUCGUCACGUGGCGCGUGCCACUAGGUGCUGGGGCGGUGGUGCACGUUUCGCUGGAGGACUGCGCAUAUUAUGCUCGAUGGCUGUUCGAUCAUGCUGAUCGUGCAAAUGGGAUGGACCUUGAGGUAGCCAUUGCGCACAUUGGAUACGACGAAAUGGCGGAAGCCUUUGAAAAAGUGACCGGCCACCCAGCCCGGUUCAUUGACACUGAUUUGGACACGUACUUUGAAUCGGGCCCACUGAGCAAAAUCUCCGAAGCGUCCGCAGGAUAUAGCGCUGAUCCGAGCGACAAGUCGACAAUGACCACGAGACAGAACUUCACAGGCUUUUGGAAUAUGUGGAAGUUCUCGGGCAAUAAUCUCGGGGUGGUGCGCAGGGAUUAUGCGCUUUUGGAUGAGAUUUUCCCCGGCCGGAUUAGGACUGCUGAGCAGUGGUUUAGGAAGGAAGACCAAAGAGGAAGAGACCAGGGGUUGGGAGGACUAUGGGAGAGGGUCCAGGCAAGCAAUCUCAGGCCUAUACUCAAGAUUGCAGAGGAUGGAAGACGCGGUCGUCUCUGA